This is a messenger RNA of Onychostruthus taczanowskii (white-rumped snowfinch), 596 nucleotides long. Its product is annotated as glutathione S-transferase A3-like. The record is from RefSeq and is a predicted model, not a curated record. The coding region runs from base 22 to 351 and encodes 109 amino acids. Gene Ontology annotation, biological process: glutathione metabolic process; xenobiotic metabolic process. Lineage: Eukaryota; Metazoa; Chordata; Aves; Passeriformes; Passeridae. Gene Ontology annotation, molecular function: glutathione transferase activity. The transcript has 4 exons.
AGGAAUCAAGCACGGGGAAACAUGUCUGGAAAACCCAAGCUGCACUACUUCAAUGGACGAGGCCGGAUGGAAACAAUUCGGUGGCUCCUGGCAGCAGCUGGGGUUGAGUUUGAAGAAUCUUACCUGGAAAAAAAGGAGGAUCUGACCACGUUACAGAAGGAUGGAUCCCUGCUCUUUCAGCAAGUGCCAAUGGUAGAGAUCGACGGGAUGAAGCUGGUGCAGACCAGAGCCAUUGCCAACUACAUAGCAACCAAGUACAACCUCUACGGGAAGGACGUGAAGGAGAGAGCCCUAAUCGAUAUGUACGUGGAAGGAAUGUUCAACAGAAACUCUGUUUCAUUGUAUUUGUAGAUAGUAGUAAAGUGAAAUGAAUGAAAAGAAGGGCAAUGUCAAAAUAAGGGAAUGAAUGAAGUGGAAAGUUUUUGAUCUUUCCUUAGCUACAGUGCUGAUUUUGGCCUACUGCAGACGCUUGAAGGUAAGGCUACAUGAGCACACUAGCAAAGGAAACAAUUCACUAUGUAGGGGGUAUGUUGGACAACACUGGAUGCCCUAAACAAAAACUACCUGAAAUAAAUUCUUACUAUUGAUACUCAAAA